UUCGACAAUCGCAACAUUUCAAACCUAUCCUCCAGUAGCUCAACAGGCAGCAACAACACCCAUCAUGUCCACCGCGGUCUCCUCCAUACGGGAAUCUGUCUAGCGUGUUUCUUCCAGAGCCUGAAAAUGAAGAGACCAGAUUUCAAUAACCCUACAGGGUCCUGCAGGCCCAAACCCUCGACACAACGAGAUAAGGAGAGUCUGCAGUACUCGAAAAGGGCACGCGAUUUGUGAUGAGAAAGGAUGGAGACGGACAGUAUCAGCACGCAGUCACAGCCCGUGAGAGCCACACAGCAGUGUGCAGUCUAGUGGUGCGUAUUCCUGGAACUGCGUCACGUGGGGGUAUGAGCACAGUGACGGACCUGAAUGGUAGUUACGAAGGAGAUGAGGCUGGAACACAUGUCAGGCAAUGAGGUUCACUUCUAAAGAACCUGCACUGGGACCGGCGUCUGUUGGGCUCUGUGCCAGUCUGCUCACGUGCAUCUCUAGCUUGGGUCAUCACGUCUCUACCACUGUGUCUGUCCAUGUGGGCGAGCAUAGACUUGCUCUUCCACACCCAAACCACGCUCAGACAUCGCCAGAGGAACUCCGUGGCAGGGUUCUCGCCUCUAGCGUUAUUCUCCCUCCCCCAGGGGAUUGCACAGUUAUCAGAGAGAUUGCAGCCUCCAUGCACCUUCGUGUAAUUGGGGUUGGCAAAUGAUCUCGCGCUGGUCGACAGCCACUGCCGGUUCACAUGCGCACACUGUGGUCAGAGCGAGCUGGUUUUUUUCUCCUUGAUGACUAAACCGCAGCAUCUACCCCACCCUACCCCAUCCGGCUGCAGGCUGGCUGCUCUUCGAGAGCUGCGAAAAGG
Messenger RNA from Tilletiaria anomala UBC 951, 853 nucleotides. RefSeq lists its product as uncharacterized. The coding region runs from base 410 to 700 and encodes 96 amino acids. The record is from RefSeq and is a predicted model, not a curated record. The transcript has a single exon. NCBI's taxonomy places the organism in Eukaryota, Fungi, Basidiomycota, Exobasidiomycetes, Georgefischeriales, Tilletiariaceae.